Molecule: messenger RNA, 1244 nt
Organism: Spirometra erinaceieuropaei
Lineage: Eukaryota; Metazoa; Platyhelminthes; Cestoda; Diphyllobothriidea; Diphyllobothriidae
Source: the annotation of a GenBank genome assembly
AUGCCCGAUCGGUACCCCGUUCCUCAUCUUCAGUACUUUGCCGGAGCCCUUUUCGGCAAAACCAUUUUCGCGAAGAUCGAUUUGGUGCGGGCUUUUCAUCAAAUUCCGAUUGUGGAUGAGGACAUUCCCAAAACGGCAGUGACGACUCCUUUUGGCUUGUUCGAGAUCCUUCGUAUGCCAUUUGGUCUCCGAAAUGCCUCACAAACUUUCCAACGUUUCAUUGACCGUGUUUUACGCGGCCUUCCAUUUGUUUAUGCGUAUAUUGAUGAUGUUCUCGCCGCCAGUCGAGAUGUGGAGGAACAUCUCCAUCACCUUACCCUGCUUUUCGACCGAUUUCAGCAGUUUGGUGUCACCCUGCAUCCUUCCAAAUGUGUCCUAGGAGCCACUUCUCUUGAGUUCUUAGGUCACCUGAUAGACUCAAACGGUAUCCGGCCUCUUCCCUCAAAAGUUGCCGCCAUUCGGGACUUUCCACCCCCUACCUCGAAGCGUCAGUUGCAACGGUUUCUUGGUAUGGUGAACUUUUACGCCGGUUUCUCCCGAACUGUGCCGAUACCAUCCUACCUCUGACCGAUCUCCUCUCAGGUCCCAAACGCACCUUUGAACUUACAUCAGCCGCACUUACGUCAUUUGAGCAGGUAAAAGACCUUCUGGCUGACGCCACCCUCCUGACUCACUUUCACGCUGAUGCACCCAUAUCUUUGAUGGUCGAUUCCUCCAAUGUUGCUGUUGGCGCGGUUCUUCAACAAAGUCUGCCGGAUUCUACCGUGCCUUUGGCUUUCUUCUCCAAGAAACUAUCCAAAGCCGAAACCCGCUACAGCACAUUCGGACGUGAACUUCUCGCCGCUUAUCUUGCCGUAAAGCACUUACGGCAUUUACUUGAAGGUCGAGAGUUCACAAUUUUCACUGAUCAUAAGCCACUCACGUUUGCGAUGCAUUCCCACUCUGACAAGCUAAGCCCCCGGGAGAUCCGUCACCUGGACUACAUUUCGCAGUUCACUUCAGACAUCCGCCAUAUUGACGGGUCAAGGAAUGAGGUGGCUGACGCACUGUCCAGGCCCUCUAUUGCUCAUCUUCAGCUUUCACCCGGGAUAGACCUCGCUGAGAUGGCCGCUGAACAACGCCGUGUCGGUCCACCCUGUUAUGAGGAUGUUUCCGGACUCCAACUCCAGGAACUACCACUGACGACUGGCAACGGCACCAGAAUUGACGUGUGUGACGGAUUGAGAGUAUGUGGAGGGGAGUAG